This is a messenger RNA of Trichoderma atroviride IMI 206040, 1980 nucleotides long. NCBI's taxonomy places the organism in Eukaryota, Fungi, Ascomycota, Sordariomycetes, Hypocreales, Hypocreaceae. The record is from RefSeq and is a predicted model, not a curated record.
AUGAGAGUCCGACAUGCUGCCUGUGAGCCCUGCCGACGGGCAAAGCUGGCCUGCGGCCAUGAAAGGCCUUGCACCCGAUGCCGCAGCCGCAACCAGAUGGACCAUUGUGUAUACCGGGAUCGGCCGUUUAGGAGGAAGAUACACAGCGAUCGAAUUAGAAAGCAGAGCAUUGGAGGGUCGAUAUGUGUAGAUGCUCUGACCACUCCACCCUUGGAGGCGUCUCCAAUCUCAGGCGUGUUGUGCACGUCUUCGUCCCAGCCACGACGGUAUCCAAAUCCGGGCUUUCUCGGGGUGCCUAGCCAUGCCACCAUUUUCAACCACGUGUCUUCCCGUGCUCCCACCGGCAUGGUCGUUGCUCAGCAAGAGGAAGCAACACUUUCACCCAUGUCCAGUUCUCCAUCAGACGCGUUCAUGAUUGAUCAGACAACGCUUGAUAAAGCAAACCAUGCUUUGAGUCUGUUGGACCAGCUGCAAGUUUCCGCGCUGGCGUCUCUAGUGCGCUUUUGGCUUAAAAAGGGGGUCAACCUAGCUUUGGCAGAGCCAUUCGUCGAGACGUGCGUCGAUGCUGCUGUCGACUGGAGAGAUCUGUCGACUCUUCCUGCGGGUAGCAAUGCUACUACUCAAAGAGCGAGGGACUUGUUGGAAAACUCGCACAGGCCGCUUACUUUCCAUCAGCACUCCACACCAUCUGAAUAUCUGCAACAGAUGACCGGAAAGAACCUUCGAUGGGAAAGUCUCGGAAUCUUCCUUACAGCAGCGAGUAGAGCUGCGUUGGACACCUCCUCGUUUGCUCCACUUUACAACAGCGAUGAGCGGCGUCGCGGACUGAUCAAGGCAUUAAUGUACCUUGGAGACUGCUGCUUGGAAACAUGCCUUGCUUUGGACUGUCUCAAUGAUUUGCAGCUAGUGUUGCAGUAUGAAAAUCUCAUUGUACACUCGCAAGUCGACGGGGAUCAGAGCUACCACUCUUGGCGACGGAUGGGCGAUGUGGCCAGCUCGUUAUUCGCACUCGGCUACCAUGAAAAGAUUGAAGCAGACUCUUCAGACGUUCCGUUAUUUGUCGCUGAGCUGCGGAGGUCUUGCUUUGCGCGCGUCUUUGCUGCGGACAAGAGCUUGGCUGUAUUCCUGGGCCGGCCCCCGCGGGUUACCAAAGAAUUUUGCUAUUUCCAGGUCCCAUUGACGAUGGCGAGUGCUUGGAACGACGCUGAUGGUACAAUAAAAAGAGACAGCAACAGUCCUUUGUCCUACCAAAUAAUAAGUGGCCGGGAACCAAACGACGAGCAGACUUUAAACUAUACGUCAGACACUGUUUGUUCAGCCGUUUUUGCGCUCCUCAAGGAGGAACAAUGGCAGGAUUUGCCUGCGCAUUAUCGUCUCACCACCGGCCUUAAAGACUGCCCCCUAGGGCCUUUUUCGAGAGAUUUCUUAGCGGGGGCUCGGCUAGAAUAUCUUCACACACACUUUCUACUUGGAUUCCUAUCGCAGCGCAAGGUAGCUGAACCUGACGAGGCACUUCUGAAGACUGCGAGCGAGAUGCUUUCGAUUGUGGUCGAGAUCAUUAUCCUGCGGGAUCGGAUGGCAAAUUCAGGGACAUGCCUUAUUUGGAAGGUUGCCCAAUACGGACUGCCGGCCGCAGGCUUCAUAUGUCUUGCGCUUUUGAGCUCGACAAACCCCGACUCGCAUCAAUUCUCCCGAUCAAAGAUGAUUCAAGACCUCAGCGUCCUCGUUGCAGAGAUUACAAUCGGCGCAUGGAUCCAGCCCGGAGAGCCCAACUACGCUCUCUUCGCGCAGGCGACGAGGACGAUACAGAGCCUACUCGACUCGCUGACUGCGGCAAAGGAGCAAACUUCCAAGACAAGUGAUUCCCAGCAGUUGAUAAAUGCCGAUGGAGCGGACAGUAACUGGGAUCCGUAUAUUAAUUCUCAAUCUUGGGAACUUGAGAUGGACUUUUGGGCCAGCUUGGCGGAACACCCUACCUUG